Molecule: messenger RNA, 1049 nt
Organism: Oncorhynchus keta (chum salmon)
Lineage: Eukaryota; Metazoa; Chordata; Actinopteri; Salmoniformes; Salmonidae
Exons: 9
Coding region: 92-718 (208 amino acids)
Source: RefSeq, a predicted model, not a curated record
UGGGUGUAACCAUUGCUGAUAAUUCUGCAUCGUGUGGCUACAGGACCCCCAAGGAGUUAUCCCUCUGCAUGAGUAGCGCUAUCUCAGAGAAAUGGAGACAAGGCGACUGAGAAGAGAAAUCGAAGCCCUUCUGGGAGAUUACAUUGGUCAGAAACUGAGAGAGAAUGGCUUUGACCCCAAGGGGAAAGGAUCCACUAGCAUGCUGGAUGACCUGGCCCAUUAUGACUUGGCCAUAAGUGUUGCCCUUUGGUGGCUAGAGAAAGAGGAGCGACAUGAUGUUAUGGACAGAGACAUUGUUGGAGUGGGAAGCCCAGGUUAUAAUGACCAGUACCCCAACCACCUGGAGAGAGAAGCCAUGAUCCUUUCUUCCUUCGCUGGGAUGAUCCUGAAUAGCUUGCCUGUAAAAGACAUUCUUGCCCUCUACACCACCAAACCGUCUGCCGCUUAUCCCCACCAGCACUCCAAGAGCGCCAUUGUUCAUCCCUUCACCUUGUCCUAUCACCCGUUUGCCAUGCUGGGCUCAUUCAAGGCCGUGGACCACUCCAGAAAGCACACCCAGAAUUUGAAGCGAUGGCUGUCUGUGCAGGUUAAACGAGGUGCUGCCCCUGAUGGACGGAGGGCCUUGGUGCAGUCCUCCUCAUCCACAUCUAACUCCUUUCUCUGUGACAGUGGCGAGUCAUUGAAAGAACAAGCAGAGCAUUAUGAAGUACCACAAUAAUCUCUACAGGAUUAAGGAAAGUCCUUUCCUCUUCUGUGUUACUACACCAUUAUUAUAUUGUUAUUAGAUGGUUAUUACAGGGUUAUUACAGGGUUAUUCCUGUGUUAUUACACUGGGUGAAAUUUCAAGGAACCCUGGCCAAUAGUAAGUAUCAAUCCUCCAGUGUGUUAUCAUAUCACUAGGGGUUUCGUCUAUAUUUGGUUGUAGGUCAGACCAUGUCCAUCUAUAAGCAAUACAAAUGUUUGACUACAUCAUAGAUACUAUUGUACAAUAAACCAUUCACUGUCUGUAACAAAGUUGCCUAGUUAAAUAAAGGUUAAAUUAAAGAGUA